AGCGACGCCGGCGCCCUCCUCUUGGCAUCCACCUCCCCCGACAUCAACCUCCUUGGUGUUCUGGUCAAUAAACCCUCCACCUACUCUGUCCUCGCCGCCUCCGCUAUUGUCUCAUACUACACCCGUUCUCAAAGUAAAGCCGUCCCCAUCGGCGUGUUCCGCCACCCAACAAGCGAUGGCACUGUAAUCCCCCUUCCUGACACCACCUUUCUCGACGUGGUGUACUGGCACCUAGGGGAAUUUGCUUCCAAAAUCGCCUACCAGUUCGGCUCCCCUUCUUCGCCCGACUAUGUCAAAAAACCUAAGGGACCAAGCAUACCAUGGGGACAGGCCGAAGACGCCUGGGACGCAGUUCAACUUUAUCGAAAGCUGCUCAGCGAAGCGGACGAUGAGAGCGUAACUAUUGCUUCGAUAGGAUUUCUUGAUAACCUGUCACUUCUCCUCGACUCAAAACCUGAUUCUCUUUCUCCAUUGACUGGGCGCCAGUUAAUAUCGCAGAAGGUGGCAGAGCUGGUGGUCAUGGGGGGUCGAUACCCAGAGGGAAGAAGUUGGAAUUUCUUUGGUUCUGAUCCCGACUCGCCUCAUUACAAUGGUGGACGCGGACUGGGAUUGGGACCUAAGGGGACGGCGAAUGUGAUCAAUAAUUGGCCAACACUUGAAAAGGAUGGGUGGAAAGGGAGGGUGGUGUACGUCAGUGAUGAAGUUGGCGGGAACGUCCUAACGGGCGGGGAGUUGGUGAAGAAGGGGCCGAAGGGGGAUCCGGUCGGUCGCGCUUAUGGGUAUUAUGCUUAUGGCGGGGCGAGACCGAGUUGGGAUCCGGUGGCGGUGUUGUAUGCCAUUGAUGGAUUGGGGGAGCUGUUCAAGUAUGAUGAGCGAUACGGACAUGGAAGGAACUGGGUGGAUGACCAAGAUGGAUCAAAUAGGUGGAUUUUGGAAGUGGAGACGAAGAAUCAGUUUGUGCUGGCGUUGAAGGCAGAUCAUGAGACGGUGGCGAGGAAGAUUGAUCGCUUGUUUCUCGAGGGAGCGUUGAGCGCGGUCACGGAAAGGGCUGGCCCGUGA
Messenger RNA from Neurospora tetrasperma FGSC 2508, 1059 nucleotides. RefSeq lists its product as uncharacterized. The annotation marks the transcript as partial. The transcript has a single exon. The record is from RefSeq and is a predicted model, not a curated record. Gene Ontology annotation, molecular function: hydrolase activity, hydrolyzing N-glycosyl compounds. NCBI's taxonomy places the organism in Eukaryota, Fungi, Ascomycota, Sordariomycetes, Sordariales, Sordariaceae.